Gracilinanus agilis (Agile Gracile Mouse Opossum) is the source of this 2667-nucleotide messenger RNA. It is a transcript of the gene ASTE1, whose product is annotated as asteroid homolog 1. The record is from RefSeq and is a predicted model, not a curated record. The transcript is spliced from 5 exons. The coding region runs from base 94 to 2142 and encodes 682 amino acids. NCBI's taxonomy places the organism in Eukaryota, Metazoa, Chordata, Mammalia, Didelphimorphia, Didelphidae.
GGACUUCCGGUUUUGAGCCCGGUCCUCGCACCUUCUGCACUCUGAGGCUCCUGAGACCAAGGCGAAGAGCAGGUAAUUCCUCAGACCAUCAAUAUGGGUAUCCGUGGACUAACAAGUUAUGUGGAAGACCACAGCAGUCAAUUCUUCGUUGAUUUGAAGUUGAGGGACACUAAAAUUAUUAUUGACGGUUUUGCGCUUUUCCAUCGACUCUGUUUUGAUUCAAAUUUGGACCUCCGACAUGGAGGGGACUAUGAUUCUUUUACUGAAGUUAUAGAGAGAUUCUUUGAAUCACUCUUUGCUUGUAACAUUCAUCCAUAUGUUGUAUUAGAUGGAGGCUGCGACAUUUCAGAUAAAAAACUCCUCACUUUAAAAGACAGAGCCCGGGAGAAGAUCCAAGUAGCCCAUUCCCUUUCUGGGGGUGGGAGGGGCAACCUGCUGCCUUUACUUAUCCGGGAAGUGUUCAUUCAGGUUUUGAACAAGCUCCAUGUAGACUUUGUCCAGUGCUUCUCAGAAGCAGAUAGAGAUAUUAUGACCCUUGCUAAUCACUGGAACUGCCCUGUAUUAACAAUGGAUAGUGAUUUUUGCAUUUUUGACCUGAAAGCUGGUUUUUGUCCUCUGAAUGGUUUUCAGUGGAGAACCCUGACUAUGAUCAAAGACACACAUCACUACUGCAUCCCUACCAGAUGCUUUUCUGUAGAGAGGUUCUGCAGCCACUUCAACCAUAUGAACAAAGACCUGCUGCCUCUCUUUGCUGUUCUGUGUGGUAAUGACUACAUUAGUUUGCCUGCCCUGGAUGCUGUCUUCUCUAGAUUAAGUGUCAGUUCUGCAACCCCCAACACGAAAGGAAGAAAGCACCAGCGAAUUCUGGGACUCCUGAACUGGCUCUCUCAUUUUGAUGACCCCACUGAAGCCUUAGAUAGUGCUCUGAAGUACCUGAAAGUAAAUGAUAGAGAAGUGGUUAGAGAACUCCUUUGGGCUUCAAUGGAAGAAUACCAGCAAUCUCCAGUGAAGCUGCAGGAUUUCUUCCAGCAUGGAACUUAUGUCUCUCCCUAUGCCACCAAACUAGGCUUACCAGAAUGGAUACACCUGGCUUUGGCAAAAGGGCAACUUUCUCCUUUUGUUUGUGAUGCUUUGUCAUUACAGCGGACUAUUCUUCAUACACAGGUGGAGAAUAUGCAGUGUCCAAGUGCCCACAGCAUCUCUUUGCCCAUUCGGAAAGUUAUCUAUGGGCUUCUUCAGAAUUCUUCUCCAAAUCUAAAUAAUGUACCCCAAAGCAGAGUGUCUAAACAACCAGUGGCUUUCAGUGAAUUAAAAAGGGUUGAUAAGAACAUUGCAACAGUAGUUACUCAUGCAGCAAAACUCCCACCAGAUUAUUGGGAAUUGGGCAGAUUGAUUGAGCUUCCUCUCUCUAAGCGUCAGGUUCUUCUGUUAGAAACCCUGAAAGUGAAAGAGGGUAUCUUGGACCCAAUUCCUUCUUCCUUGAAGUUACCUGUUGCCGUCACUUGCUUUUGGUUGCAGUCUUUACAACCCAGAGCAAAACUGUAUCACGUACAAGCUUUACUGGUGGGAAUGCUGUGUGGGCAGUUGCACAAGAUGACCAGUGAACCUGAUAAUGAAGAAUUGCAAGUGGAUGGGGCUAAGCUGUUGUGUGACCAGUUUCUUAAAGUGAAAGAAAUUAAAGUACAGAAAAGAUUGGAUUUAGAUACAGCCCACAUUUUCUGUCAGUGGCAGUGCUGCCUGCAGAUGGGAUUUUAUCUCAAUCAACUUCUGUUGACUCCAUUGCCAGAGCCUGACCUCACUUGGCUAUACAGUGGAACGCUUGUCCAUGGACUCUCUCAAGAAUUUUCCACUUCGUCCUCAGUAGAAAAUCUUCUGAGUGUGUGUCCUGAAGCAAGACAGCUUUAUAACCAGCUCUUCCAUGCGCUGAAAUCAGCUGUCCCUGCAGAAUUCCUCCCCCAGAAAUCAAAAGCCAAAAAGAAGAAACAGAAGAAAAACGCUGUUAGCUUGUCAAAGCACAGAGUAGGCAUCGCCCUAGACACCAAGUCCUUACAUCAUCAUGUCAGCAACAGGUUUGGGGUACUCACCUUGGACGACCCAGAGGAUCCAGGUCAAGGGUCUGACUGUCCAUCACAAGGGUCUUAAGCCUCGUGGAUUGGAACUUUCUGAGUCGUUCCCUUCCCAGGAUCAAGCUCUUCCAGAUUUAUUCUCUAAACCAAUCAUGCGGUAAGGAUUCCAGCACAUCCCUCUUUUGGGUAGUACUGAGGACAGCUGGAACCCGGGAAGAUAUCAGUGUAAAAUGAUCAUCGAAAUCUCUCUUGUGGCCACUUUUUUAGCUGGCUAAUGGUUACAAUCGAUUUUCAAACUGCAGCAGGUCUGGCUGCCUUGUGUGUGUGUGUGUACAAAGGCAUACACGUAUAUGUGGUGGUGGGUGGAGAUAUGUGCAUAAAUACAUGCUAUAUACACAGAAAUUUUUUUUUAAUGUUUUAUAUUAAAUACAUCCUAUCAUGUGUUUUAUUCCUGGAGGUGCUACAACGUAGCAUGGACUGCCACAAACAUAAUGUAGGGAACCAGGUAAUUGCCAUUUCUAAAAUUAUUUUUAUGAUUUUUUUAAAAUAUGUUUUCAUAUUCCAUUUCCAUUGAAAAAUAAAGUUUGCUAGCAUAAAAACA